CGCACUGCGCAGCCGCUCCCGACCCUGAGCCCUGUGGAGGACUCAGGACGAAGGGGCGGGGCCGGGGCGGAGCGAGCGGCACGAUGGCGGAAGUGGAGUUCUCAAAUGCUACCCAUGAAGUCCUCAAUUUCACCCUCCACACCACGCUGUCCGUUACUACUAAACUGGUGGUUCCUACACCUGCCAAACCUAUCCUUCCAGUGCAGACUGGAGUCCAAGCUCAGCAAGAGGAGCAAUCCAGUGGCAUGACUAUAUUCUUUAGUCUCCUUGUAUUAGCCAUCUGCAUCAUAUUGGUGCAUUUACUGAUAAAGUACAGACUACAUUUUUUGCCAGAGAGUGUGGCUGUUGUUUCUUUAGGUAUCCUCAUGGGAGCAUUUAUAAAAAUUAUAGAGUCUCAAAAACUGGCCAACUGGAAGGAGGAAGAAAUGUUUCGUCCAAAUAUGUUUUUUCUUCUCUUGCUUCCACCUAUUAUAUUUGAAUCUGGAUAUUCGUUACACAAGGGUAACUUCUUUCAGAACAUAGGUUCCAUCACUCUGUUUUCUGUGUUUGGCACAGCAAUUUCAGCUUUCAUUGUAGGUGGCGGAAUUUAUUUUCUGGGUCAGGCUGAGGUAAUUUAUAAACUGAACAUGACAGACAGUUUUGCAUUUGGCUCAUUAAUAUCUGCUGUGGACCCAGUGGCUACUAUUGCCAUCUUCAAUGCCCUUAACGUAGAUCCUGUGCUUAACAUGUUGGUUUUUGGAGAAAGUAUUCUGAAUGAUGCAGUCUCUAUUGUCCUGACAAACACAGCAGAAGGUUUGACAAGAGAAAAUAUGUCAGAUGUAAGUGGAUGGCAAACCUUUCUCCAGGCACUGGAUUACUUUCUGAAGAUGUUCUUUGGCUCUGCAGCACUUGGCACUCUUACUGGCCUUAUUUCUUCAUUAGUACUAAAGCACAUUGAUUUAAGGAAAACACCAUCCCUGGAGUUUGGGAUGAUGAUUAUCUUUGCUUAUCUUCCUUAUGGACUUGCAGAAGGCAUCUCACUCUCAGGUAUCAUGGCAAUCCUGUUCUCUGGCAUUGUGAUGUCUCACUACACACACCAUAACCUUUCCCCAGUUACACAGAUCCUGAUGCAACAGACACUGAGAGCCGUUGCUUUCAUGUGUGAAACCUGUGUUUUUGCAUUUCUUGGUCUGUCCAUUUUUAGUUUUCCUCACAAGUUUGAAAUGUCCUUUGUCAUCUGGUGCAUAGUGCUUGUUCUGUUUGGCAGAGCAGUGAAUAUUUUUCCUCUCUCUUACCUGCUCAACUUCUUUCGCGAUCAUAAAAUCACCCCCAAAAUGAUGUUCAUCAUGUGGUUUAGUGGUUUACGUGGGGCAAUUCCAUAUGCCCUGAGCCUCCAUUUGGGCUUGGAGCCAAUAGAAAAGCGGCAGCUCAUUGGGACCACAACUAUCAUUAUUGUGUUGUUCACAAUUUUAUUGUUGGGUGGAGGAACCAUGCCCCUUAUCAGACUGAUUGAUAUUGAGGAUUCUAAAGCGCGAAGAAGGAACAAGAAGGAUAUUAACCUCAGCAAGACUGAAAAGAUGGGUAAUACCAUUGAAUCUGAACAUUUAUCAGAACUCACAGAAGAAGAGUAUGAAGCCCACUACAUAAAGCGCCAGGAUCUCAAAGGCUUUAUGUGGCUUGAUGCCAGGUAUUUGAAUCCAUUCUUCACAAGACGGCUCACACAGGAGGACCUACAUCAUGGACGCAUACAGAUGAAAAGCCUCACCAACAAAUGGUAUGAAGAGGUGCGACAAGGACCCUCAGGGUCUGAAGAUGAUGAACAAGAGCUGCUAUAGCAGCCUAGAGGAGGAGGACUGUAACGGGUUUAUCAUAGAGCACCAAAAACUAGAUUUAAGUAACAAAAGAUUCUGACUGUACAAAAGCCCCGGGUAUUAAGAAUGAAGACUUCCCACUGCAGGUCCCACCAUGUGCUGCUGUACUUAAGUUUCACAGAACCAGAUACACUGUACUUGAUAAGACCAGUCGCUGCAGGACCCCCUUACAAUAACACAAAAGCAGUAUGUGGGCUGAGGAUAGAGCCGUACUUUUAAUUCUGAAUAUCUCAGCACUUGUAAGUUUCACUCAGCCCAUGCAAAACUGCAUUGAAAUAACCUUGAAGAAGAGUGUCUUCCACUCUGAUGUAAGCUGUAAAUUCAUGUUACAGUUCAGGUUCCGUAAUACGGCUCCACAAAACAGAAUGAGUUGCACUUUAUUGUAUACUUUAAUACUCAUUCAUGUCUUGGGGAGUCAUGAUGGUUUAUACUGUGAAUUUUUGCCAAUAAGAAUAAUUGAAUCUUUGUCUGGAACAAAACUGUAAUUUGCAUAUUAUGGAUCCAGAAUGCAUAGUGAGCCCCCAGACAGGAAGCAGAUAUUGUGCAUGGACAUAAAGCACCAGAUCCUUUUAAAUACUCAGUGUGUCUGCCAUUGCUUUUGUUAUUUUAAUGUUGAAAUGACUUAAUCCACGGUACUUGCCACUGUUUAAAGUGUGUUUUAAGGAAAAAACAUAGAACUGGAUUUGAAAUCCAUAGAUUUUUUAUUACUUAUCCCCCCACCACACUCACUCCUGAAACUUAUAAAUGGUUACACUUUUUUAACAAAAAUUAUAAUAAAAAGGGUGCUCCUAGCUGGCACUACAAGUUUUGAAUCUCAGGAAGCAGAUAUUUUUGCUUUGCCUAAAUUCAUGAAAUGUCCCUAACACCCAUUAGGAGUGUAGGGAGGUUUUUAAAUUCUAGAGGCACUAAUAGCAAGCUUUUCCACAUAGGUUUUCAUGGUGCACACUUACUGAGUUUCAGCUAUAGUAAAUACAAAUUUUUUUUGCCUAGUUGGUCAUUUGCACAUGCUUUAAAAAAACAAAACAAAACACUUUACUGAGCAUUUUCAAUCAUGGAUCUGUUGUGUUUUUUUGGACAAAUAAAGGACACUUCAGGAAUGUAUUCCAAAAGCACAACUGCUCAAAAUCGUAAAUAUGGAUUGACUUACUAGUUUUUCGUGUGUGUGUGUGUGUGUGUGUGUGUGUGUGUGUGUUUGGAAGCUAGUCCUGAUGUUUAAGAAAAAAAAAAGCGCAGCAGUUUCUAGCUAAUCUCUCUGGUGAGCAUCUGUACUUUCGAGCCACCGUUAGUGGUUACUGCAUCCCCUAAAUCAAUACAGAUUAAGGUGAAUAGGGAAGUGGAUUAGAGUUUUUUGGUUCCCUUUUCUACAUACCCACUUUGAAACAAGUCUAGUGGCAGCACUUGAUGCUGGCAGCUUUCCAACAGCUGUAAAUUUGACAUGCUAAAGUUAGACAUUGAUAUCUGAUUAAUUUAGCUUUGAAGCAGAGCAUUACUGAAUAUGUGGGCCUCCUCACACUAUGCCCCAUGCAGAAGCAGAACUAUUAGAGAAUGUCUCCCUCAUUCAUGAGAGCACAAUGUGUGAUUUGCGUGAUGCUGCCAUUAAAAGGUUGAUCGUAUAGUCCAGCCCUCCUCACUUUAAUUUCAGACUCGCUUCUGCAUUUUCACUUGAAAACUAAUUAAUCUCACUACGAAAGAACACUUUUUGCAGGGUAACAAAUCAAGUAACCUCUCUGUGCUAAUCAGCCAUGAUAAAUGCACUUUAUUUCUUACCCUUGUACGUGAACAGAAUUUGGCUUCAUGCUUUAUAGAACUUGAAUGUGCUAUGUGAUGUGAGCAUGAAGGGGAAUGAACUCAGAUUGUUUCCAGUGUUGAGUACUGAAGAAUCGCAUCUUGCUUGUUGUUUGGGAGGAGAACAGAUCUGUAACUAAUCAUGGUAACCAGACUGAAGGAAACUUUAACAUUAGAUCUUUCUAACUAGUCCAGAGUUAGGGGUAUAUGCUUGAAAACAUUUUUUUAGGAUGUGAAAACCCUAGCUGCAGUACUAUAAGAGGUGUGCGUGAGAGAGAGUGAGAAAAAUGUAAAUUCCACUUUAUAAUACAGCUAUUUCCUCAGGUGCCCGUCCAGAGUUAAGCGCCCAUUUGUAUGGUUUUUUAUGGGAUGUCACACUUGCUCACAAAGAAUAGUUUAAGCCGUAGGGGCUAGGAACCUUUUGAGGUUGCUGAGUAUAUGAGGAUCUGUUUGCCAGAUUCAUAUGCUCUUGGCUUACAGGAGAAUGGUAGAAAUUGUGUUUUAAAAUAAAAAAAAGACUGGUGAGACCCAGCUUUCCCCGUUCAAACAAUGGGUUGAGUGUUAGGCAGCUGUUCCUGUUGUUUUGGUGCACUAUGGUAACUAAAUAAUUGAGGUUAAUUGUCAGUUCUUGGAGAUAUUUUUGUAUCAUUGAAAUGUCAGUGAUUUCAGCUUUCUGGUAACAAAUAGCAGCUGUUGUCCUGAUUUACCUAUUCCUAAGAAUUGUUUCGUGUAGAACACAAUGGUACCAAUUCUUGGCUAUGGCUGUGUAGUGCACCGUGCACCUCCAGAUGGAGCAGGAGAGCUGCAAAGGUAGUUUUAAGUCACUCUGUGCUCCCUUUGUGCCAGACAUAACUUAGAGCACCCGGAAGGCAGCUUUAAGAUACGCUGGCUGCCAAGAGCCCCAAGGGACUGCCAAGGUGCAGGGAAGUCUUGGCCAUACCUCUUGUUCUGUAGACAUUCCACAGGUUAGCUAUGGAGAGAAGGGGUGGCACAUGAGGUGCUGUGUUGCCUCUUGCACCACUGGAGAGUCCCCUGAUUGCCCUAUGGCUCUUAGGUUGGGUUUAGAGCCACUUUUGUAAUGAUGCUGCAACAUAAAACAGCCAAAGAUCAGAGCCACUGUUCUCAGUUAGCUAGUUACUUCACUGAAAGAUGAGGCAAUCUAUCAAAUGAAUGAAAUUCUAUGCCAAGGUAUCAGUCUUCUGCGGAAGUUAGAUUUCAUCAUGAUAAAUUGGUCAUUUCCUGCCCUCUGCUGGUAAUUUUUGAAAAUACAGUUAAAUCUAAGUGAGGAAACAUUUGCUGCAAAUAAUUUAAGACACAUUAAAUGGAUGCAAUGAAGUGAUAGUUUCUAAAUUAACGAAAGCACCUGAAACUCCUAAUUUCAAGGCAUAUUUACUUUAUUUAAAUGUAAAAAGCAUCUGUGCAAAAGCUUUAACAAAGAGAUCCUAUUUAAUGGAUCUAUCAAAGACUUACAUAUGAGAGGAAAGGAUGGGUUUGUGGUUAAGGCAAAUCACUGGGGAGUCAGGACUCCUGGGUUCUAGUCUAGCUUUGCUGCAGAAUCACUGUGUAACUCUCAGGCAAGCCAGUUAGCCUUUGUGUGCCUCAGUUUCAUUAGCUUAUUCUGUUUUUACUUAAUUUGUGCCUUUAGGAUUGUAAUAGUUUCUGAGACCUGUUUGUGAGCCAUGACCUACCACUGCCCAGCUCUUUGUACAUUUGCAGGACUAUGGAACUGAGGUGCCACUUCAGGUAAUAUUUGAGAGCUUCAGAGACACUGAGGCAGGCUUUGUGUGAACCAUUCUGAACAUCACAUUUUAGUCUUGCUACUUGCAGCAACUGAGUUUUUCCCUGAAUACAAGACAAGGCAGGGAAGAACCAUUCAGUUCUGACACUUUAUGGUGAUGACUGAUUUGUAGGUUCAUUUAUAAAUGUGUUGGCUUUUCUGUGGCAUUGAUCACUCUACUGUGGGCAGCUCAAACAAGAAUGGAUUUAACUUUACAACACUUGUGUGAGGAAGGCCUAUAUUAUUACUCCCUUUUCACGGAGUUGAACUGAAUUAUAGAGCAAUCAGUGGCUUGCACAGGGUGCCACGCAGUGGCUGUGGCAGAGUAGUGAAUUGAAUCCAAUUCCCAGUCUGAUACCACAACUGCAACCCCAUCCUUCGGCUGGAAUCUCAACUUUGAGUAGCUUUCAUUUGAAAAGGGAGCAGAAAUCAUGUUUAAAUGGAGACUGUCAAGGUACAAUGAUUAAGAGAACGUCCUCUCACCUUUUGAGAGCACUAUUAAGAUCUGCCUCAAAUCCAGUGUUUGCUCGCUUUCUCCAAGCAUCCACGUGUGAGUUUGUCCAGUCAGUUCUUGUGCCACUUGCUGACUUUACUCCUGACUGCUUCUAGUGCUCAAUCCAAUUUAGUCUGAGUCCUCCUAUCACAAUAGGUCUUGGAAUAAUGUCAGUGUUAUAAACGUGUUUGCUAAAAGGGUGGUACAUGAGGGCAGGUGUCUGAACGUAGGGAGUAUCAUUCUUGCCAAGUUGACACAAGCAGGCUGACAAUUCUCAGCUAACAGCUCUUCUUUACAAUUGGGCGUGUCUCUCUGAACAGCCUGUUUCGUGGCCCAUAGAUAAAGGAUUCUGUAGCACCAGCAGAAGAGUUUGAGCCAAAAGCUAGGAUUUGCUUCUCCUCCAUGUACCUCCAGAAAUUUUUUUCUAGCAACAUGAAGACAUUGAGACUGCCACUGCUGUAAAAAGCCCCCUCUUCACCAUACCAAAGACACAAAAACAUACAGCUUUUACGAAAAAUCCUAAACUGUUGACAGUGAUAUCCCCUGUCCAGCCCCUUGCAAAAUCCCAUGUCAACCUAUGGCCAGAUUUUCCUGUCAGUUACAGUGGCAUAACUCCAUUGAAUGUGAUCACUAUAGAAAGCAGAUUCCAGAGCAAAACAGCUGUCCACUAACAGCACCCUGCCACCAGGCGCUAGACAUUCUGAUCCAGGCAGCAUUAGCAAGAGACCAGCAGAAAGUAUCAACUUUUAUAAUCUCUCCCAGCAGUUCUACAGCUCUUGUCAUCAUAGUAGGUCAUUGUCGGGCUGGGAAGAUCAAUAGCAACAUCUUGAAUUAUAGUUGGAAGGGACUAGGUGGCUGUGCAGUAUUGGGAAAUAUCAGUGCAAAAGCCUGUAAAAUAAUAUAAAAUUUCUGGGUAGAUUUGGUGUCUCCAUUACCUUGGAGAUGAAGGGAUUGUCAGAGUUCCAACUCGAAUGAACAACAAUUUACUUU
This is a messenger RNA of Gopherus evgoodei (Goodes thornscrub tortoise), 6895 nucleotides long. RefSeq names its product solute carrier family 9 member A8 (gene SLC9A8). Gene Ontology annotation, biological process: sodium ion transport; proton transmembrane transport; regulation of pH. The transcript has 16 exons. Gene Ontology annotation, cellular component: membrane; Golgi apparatus. Gene Ontology annotation, molecular function: sodium:proton antiporter activity. The record is from RefSeq and is a predicted model, not a curated record. NCBI's taxonomy places the organism in Eukaryota, Metazoa, Chordata, Testudines, Testudinidae. Bases 84 to 1814 code for a protein of 576 amino acids.